Molecule: messenger RNA, 1839 nt
Organism: Symsagittifera roscoffensis
Lineage: Eukaryota; Metazoa; Xenacoelomorpha; Acoela; Convolutidae
Product: synaptic vesicle 2-related protein-like
Exons: 7
Coding region: 1-1839 (612 amino acids)
Biological process (GO): transmembrane transport
Cellular component (GO): membrane
Molecular function (GO): transmembrane transporter activity
Source: RefSeq, a predicted model, not a curated record
AUGGCAGAAGAGCAUUCGGAAAGGUACGAGCUAGGCGAUCGAGAUGACUCCGACAUCGAGAAGGAUCCGGAGCAUAAGCCGACCGCUGACCUCGACGAUGCAACCAGUACUCGGCAGCUUCAAGAUAAUGCAGGAAAAAAGACGGCCGGUCGGCCGGAUCCGGAGGAGAUGGUGGGUGCGGGUGGAAGUGACCCACCUCCCCCAGACUAUGGAGCCAUCAAAGACAACAUCCCCCCAAUGCAAACGAUAUCCCUGGAUGAACUGCUGGACAAAAUUGGAUUCCGCUGCUACCACUACAUAGUCAUCAUCAUCUUGUCCAUAGUGACUAUAGCUGACGUCAUGGAAACAGAAGUGGGUAUCCUUCUUGGUCCCACACUCCUUUGCGAAUGGAAACUGACAGGUCUUCAGGAAGCUAUGAGUACCUCAUCUCUUUAUGUAGGCGCUCUUGUCGGAUCUUUAUUUUGGGGGACUGUUGCCGACAAAUAUGGUCGGAAAGACACGCUAAUCAUUAUGCUCUUGUGGAUUGGAGUGUUUGGUAUUUGCACUAGUUUUUCAAACAGCUUAGUUCCGUAUGUCAUUCUUCGUUUACUGACGGGCGUGGGUGUCGGCGGAGCGUUCCUUCCCGUAACUUACGCAACAGAGAUGGUGAAUGCAAAGAGUCGUUCAUUUGCAACGUUGAUCAUAUUUUUUGCUGCAUUUAUUGGUACUAUUUUGGCGUCGACACUGGCCAUGUUCAUUUUACCUCUUACAGACGGCUGGAAGUGGUAUAUUAUUGCGUCAUCGAUUCUUGUUAUUGUAUCUAGCUUCUUUGUAGCUGCCUUUGUUCCUGAAAGUCCCAGAUAUCUGUUGCUGACGGGAAAUCACAAGGGUGUCAUCAAAGUACUGAGGAAAUUUGACAAAACACUGGACGAGGAAACAUAUCACUAUCUUGAGCCGGCAGACAUGUCGAAUGAGAGACGUGGGGCGGUGAUGGAGCUGUGCAAGUACAGGGCCAGGUGUAUCCAGUUCUUCGUGAUAGCUGCCUCUUGGUUCCUGGUCAAGUUCAACUCGAUGGGAGUGGUGUUGCUGUACUUUGAGCGACUGCAGGACAAGGCACUCACCUCCAACUGUGGAGAACACAAUGGCAUAGUCGCCACAUCCACCAUGACCAAGAGCGAGAAGUGUGAUUCGAUGGGGUUCGACGAGUACCUGAAGAUCACCAUCUUCAAUCUGGAGGUGGGCUUCGGGGCCAUCAUCUCCUACGUGGCCGCAGAGUGUCUCGGCAGAAUCAAGGGAAUGAUGCUGACCAACUCAGUGUCUGUGGUGUUCGCAGUGCCUCUCAUCUUCUGCAUGGGGGAGAUUGUGCUCACUGUGAUUGUGAUGAUAAGCAAGUCGUUCAGUGCGGCUAGUUGGUACAUCAUGACUCUCUACAUCAACGAGUACUUCCCCACUUACAUUCGCUCAGUGGGUUCUGGAGCCCUGGACGUGUUCGGAAGGUUCGGAGUCAUCAUCACCCCCUUCGUCGCCCAAUACCUCAGCAAGGAAACCAUGCUGGGUGCAACAUGCCUCUACUUAGGUUGUAUGUUACUAGCAUUGAUUUUGACCUUCUUUAUGACGUACGAAACGAAAGGUCAGGUGCAGCUGGACAACAUGUCUCGAAACUCAAAAGACGGUUCCCCAGAAGAAGACGAAAAAAUACCCAUUAAGCCCACAAAUAAAUCUCCUCCAACACCCACGCCCACCCCCACGUCGAAAGACGAAGAAAAAGUAGCCGAGGUUCCAGCGGCACAAAACAACAUCCCGGCAGAAGCGCCGCCCCCAGAGAUAACUAAAACUGAAGCGACAGAAGAUUCAAAAUAA